Molecule: messenger RNA, 2158 nt
Organism: Caenorhabditis elegans
Lineage: Eukaryota; Metazoa; Nematoda; Chromadorea; Rhabditida; Rhabditidae
Gene: swsn-9
Product: Bromo domain-containing protein
Cellular component (GO): nucleus
Source: RefSeq, marked reviewed
UUUAUUAUCCAGUCAACAACCAGAGAAUGCCUGAAGGAGAAUCAAGAAGAUCCAUGGUUGGAAUCCCUCCGACAAGAAGAGCACGCGGUGGCAACACUCCAUCCACAGCUACUCCAGUUGUUCCAAGGACUUCUGCGCGUGCUGCUAAACGAGUGAAAAAAGAGGAACCAGAAGAAGAAGAAGAUUAUAAAAAUAACAAUAGCGAUCCUGAGAAAAGCGAAGAAGAUGAAUCAGAAGAAUCUGGAGAUGAAAUGACAACACCUUCUCGAAAGACUCCUGGCGGUGGAGCUGGAGGACGCAAGAAGAAACGUGCACCACUAACUGAUUAUCAUUUAAAGAAGAAGAAAAUUCUAGCAAGAAAAGCCGCCAGAGACGCGGAAAAAGAAAAAGAAGUUGAACCGGAGGUGCAAGAAGAAGUUCCGAAAGAGCCAACUCCACCACCUCCACGAAAAGCUCCAUCAUUCUCCUCAUAUCUUCCAAUACAAUUGAUGCAAGAUCAUAUUCUUCGGAAACUUGUCGAGAAAGAUCCAGAACAAUAUUUUGCAUUCCCAGUAACGCCUUCGAUGGCACCAGAUUAUCGUGAUAUCAUUAAAACUCCGAUGGAUUUACAAACAAUCAGAGAAAACAUCGAGGACGGAAAGUAUGCAUCACUUCCGGCAAUGAAAGAAGAUUGUGAAUUAAUAGUAUCAAACGCAUUCCAAUACAAUCAACCAAAUACUGUAUUCUAUUUGGCUGCCAAGCGUCUCUCGAAUCUUAUUGCAUAUUAUUUUGGGGAGCAAUAUCUUCGCUUUCUUUUUCAUUCUUUACCAAUGGCGAAUAAGAUCCCAUUUGAAAUUGUUGGAAUUCGUCCUCUGGCUCCUGUCCCCAAAGAACGCACAAUGAAUAAACGAAAAGCAGUUGUCAAGGAUGGUAUGACUUCUGAAGAUUGUCUACAAGUUGCGGAUCCCAAAGUUCGCGAACGAUUAUCUGCGAAACUUCCUGAAGCAAAUAAUCCGAAAAACAAAAAAAUGGGGAAACUUGGUUUCUUGUCAGAGAAAGACGGGACUGUAGUUCUGAACGUUGUUGCUGGGGAUUCGGAAGAUGGGAAAUUAGAAAACAAUGCUCCACGCAGAGUCACCAUAGGAGACAUCGUUGGACCACUCGAAGAAGGAACUCCUGGAAUGAUACAAAUGGCAGAUCACCGGCUUUUCUCACAGGCUCCCGUUAAUUAUUUGAACUAUGGUCCAUAUUCUUCGUUUGCACCAAUGUAUGAUUCUACAUGGGCAACAAUGACCAAAGAAGAUACGGAUUUAUUUUUGCGAACUUAUGGAGACAAAUCAAAUGCAAGUGAUGUAAUGUCGAUGCGUCGAUUUGUUGGAGAUUGCCCCGAGUUCUCAGAGAUUAUUGGAAGCUUAUUGGAUACACUUACUGACGGCGAGCACUCGAAAACAAUGAAAGAACUUGAAAAUGCAGGGAAAGAAGUUAAGGAGGAAGUUGAUAAUGAUGAGUACAAGAAUGAAACUGUUCUUUCCUUGAUUGAUGACGUCAGUUCCAUCUCCAACUUGGGUAUUGAAACUGGAUUUUUGAAUGACAUUCGCCAGCAAGUUCUAGUUCCAGCUGUGGAAAGCAACAUUGAGAACAAUAUACCGGAAUUCAUGAAUGAAGUGAAUCAUAUGAAUGUUCAACAACAGCUCAAUCACUCUGGACAAAAAGUUAAAGAUCUUGCUCAUAUCCAAGAACAUCGUCUUGUCCAGCAACCACCUCCUAUGAUCAUGUCCGUACAAGGCGCAGGACAAAUUGAACAAAAGCUUGCUGAGAAUUUGCAGCAACAUUUGGCUCAUCAAAUGACAACACACGCUGCCCCAGAAGCCUUUGUAAACGAUACAAUGAUUCACGAUGCGAUCGGUGUUGAUAUGGAUGAUGGAGAUUUGUUCAGCGAGUUCUUUGUUACCCAAUAAUAUUGAAUAUAUCAUCAAUGUAACAUAAUUUAUUAAUUAACUCCUAAAAUGGUCUCUAUUCUCAUGUUUCCUCCCUCUGUUUUAUUUGUGUCAAAUUUCAAUUUCUAAAGAAUUUCCGACAUUUUUUAAUACGUCAAAGAUUGCAAACAACUUCUAACCUUCAGUUUCAAACUUUUAAAUUUUCAAAAUUCUGUCAAUGAGUAAAUAAAGUUCCCAUCAAA